Molecule: messenger RNA, 735 nt
Organism: Protopolystoma xenopodis
Lineage: Eukaryota; Metazoa; Platyhelminthes; Monogenea; Polystomatidea; Polystomatidae
Source: the annotation of a GenBank genome assembly
AUGACGUCUGCUGACCUGAUCAAUCGACUUAUCUGCCGUUACCGUCUGUUUCAAUCAGACGCCGAGGUUGCAAGCCGAUUUGAUGAAAAAGUGCGAGCUAAAGUAGCCCGCCUCAAGCAAGACUUAACUCCAGAUCUGGUCUCUCUUCUCCACGCUUUCCAAACACAGCUUUCCGCAGAUGGUCAGGACUCGCUCGGUCGCUGCCUUGGAAGUACCAUUAGUCAGCAAUUGCAUGCACAGAUAGCUCAGCACCCAAUAGAUUUGCAAUCACACAGGCUGCAUACCUGCAUAAACCGAUCUUCUCAGUCACCUGUCCUGCGGGUAAAGAAGAGUCCACCCGAUGAGUUCUUUAGUUCCCCUGAUUCGGGAUGCCGACUAGAGCCUGAUCUACUGACUGCUCCCAAGGAUGACCUGCUUCUUCUUUCUAAGAUUACUGGGAGUGGUAGAAGCGGUGACUCCGUUGGUGCUGACGUCGAAAUCAAUAUCGGCAAUGAUAGUCAUCAAUUGGCUGGUCGGCGCAGCUAUUCAACUGACAGACUUAAUGCGGCUAACUUGGAUGUUGACUUGGAUAUUGAGCAUACUGAUGACUGCUCUGUUUGCAUAGCUAAUUCCCUCAACCAAGUUGAUACUUUGCUCUCGGGCAACGUUUGCACAUCCGGGUCGCAUUCAGAUGGAUCUUCCAUUCGUCAGCGGAUCUUUACGGCCCCAGAGAAAAGGCCUGAUGACGAAGAAUAG